AACACAGAGCGACAGAGGAGAAAGAGAUAUAUAUCAGAGAGAUCAGUUGUGAGUGAGAGAAAAAAAAUAUAAGAGAUCGAGAUGGCAAUGAGGUGGUGUGUAAUGCUAGUUCUUGCUCUAGCUGUAGUCCACGCUACAGCUAGGAUUGUGCCCAGCGAUGCUGGCCUCGACGACCAAAAGAACUUCGUUUCGUACGGUGGUGUUGGCGGCUAUUCUGGGCUCGGCAGCGAUGGACUCCCCUUUGGCGGAGUGGGUGGAGCUGCUGGCAUCGGUGGUGGGCUAGGCGGUGGUCUCGGAGGUGGGCUCGGAGGUGGACUCGGUGGAACCGGCGGUGGUUUAGGUGGAAUCGGUGGAUUGGGUGGUACUGUUGGUGGAGGUGUCGGCAGUGGGUCUGGUGUCGGCGUUGGUGGUGGGAGCGGCGUUCUUCCAAAUCCUUGAAGUUGUUGUUGUACUGCGUGCAUGGGAUUUGAUCAGUUCAUUACCUAAUUACCUUACCGAUAGUUUACUGUUUGGCAGUAAACUAUCGGUAAGGUAACAAAUAGAACUGAGAUGUUCUAUUUGUAGUUGUUUGAGAUGUUCUGCAUUUUGUUCUAUUUUGUUCUUCUUAAUUUUCAGAUCAGCUAGCGAGAGACGUUUGUAUUUGGAGAUGCUUUGUUUCCAACUAUCUUAGAAACCAAAAAUAACAGUAUUGAAGAAAAUGUUUCCAUUUCUCUUUAAAUAUUA
Juglans regia (Persian walnut) is the source of this 723-nucleotide messenger RNA. RefSeq names its product glycine-rich protein 5-like. The record is from RefSeq and is a predicted model, not a curated record. The transcript has a single exon. Lineage: Eukaryota; Viridiplantae; Streptophyta; Magnoliopsida; Fagales; Juglandaceae. The coding region runs from base 82 to 438 and encodes 118 amino acids.